This is a messenger RNA of Anthostomella pinea, 1128 nucleotides long. The record is from the annotation of a GenBank genome assembly. NCBI's taxonomy places the organism in Eukaryota, Fungi, Ascomycota, Sordariomycetes, Xylariales, Xylariaceae.
AUGGACCCGGAUCAGAAGAAACAAGCUCAGCUUAAGCUAUCCAAUGCGCUGAAGGAGUAUUUCGACCGCGAUGAUCAACUCCGUUUCAAAUGGGAGGAUCACGUGGGCCAGGGGCAUUUCUCGGCAGCGUGGAAGAUCAAGUACUUCCCUCGAAACGCCGAGCCGGCCCCGGCAGGGCCCAUAGGCUCAGGCGUGUGGCGACGGUGGCGGGCGAGGCAGCAACAACGGGUGGCAGCGGCAAAGCCAAAGGAAUGGCGGCGUAUCGUCUUGAAGGCCUUGAUAGCGGAUACAGAGGGAAACAUUUUCGGGGUCGACGAUAUGGACAUCGUUAAGCCCGGGGAGGAAGCCGGGAAGAAUGCCGACGCGGAGCCUUCGAUUUCCAAGGUCCAUCCUCAGAAUACCCAGAUAACGAGGGAAAAGAGUGUCUUGGGGGCGAAACACAUAGUGAAGCUCGCCGACGUCCCCCGUGAUCCCCUUGCUCAGACAUUCGUCGGUCUUCCGCGACUUCCCCUGAACGACGGGAUGUAUGUGUACAUGGAAUGGAUCGAGAACGGGUCGCUCGACCGUCUCAUAACCAGGAUCCGGAGGCAGGGGCUCGAAAUCUUGCCAAACAGGAUACUGUGGAGAUUUAUCAUGUGCUUGAUCAGGAUGUGUAUAGCAAUGGCUUGGCCACCUCCUCGCCCGGCAGGAGAUAACCCUCAACCGGUGCUAGAACAUGUCAAUCCGAACAUCGACCCCUCCGGCCUUGUUCAAGAUGAUUUUCAUCCUGGAAAUAUUAUGCUCGGGUCGCUUGAAGAUGAUCCUGGAGAGCCGGAGCACAGUCUCGUCCCCAUACUCAAACUGAUCGACUUUGGCAUAUCCAAGGAACUGGCCCCUCUAGACCCCAAGGAUAAGGCCUUGACGAGGAACAUCUUUGACAUAGGCACAAUCAUGGCCUCACUCGUGCUGCUUAGGAAGGACCUGCCCUUCGACUACAGAAACCGCAGUCUUUCCAAUUCCGGCAAAACAGAACCCUUCAAAUCGGAUAUAACAGCAGGAGUCGAAUACGGACCCGAGGGGUUGAGCUACGACCCAACGAAGAUGGAUCGGAUCCCGUGUCGCUGCUGGACCGAGAUCUACGGGACUUGA